Aspergillus neoniger CBS 115656 is the source of this 1323-nucleotide messenger RNA. Its product is annotated as oxidoreductase. Lineage: Eukaryota; Fungi; Ascomycota; Eurotiomycetes; Eurotiales; Aspergillaceae. The record is from RefSeq and is a predicted model, not a curated record. The transcript has 4 exons. Bases 1 to 1323 code for a protein of 440 amino acids.
AUGCCACCAGAACUCACUCCUGAAUCCGACUACUCCUCACUCAGAGAAUUGAUAAAAGGCGGUUCUUUAUCCUUUUCAUGUUCCGGAUCCAUUCCUAUCACUACCGAGGCCUCCGUCAAAGAAUGUGGUCACGUCCCUACUAAGUCCCAGCCCGUCAAAAUUUUCUGGACUUCGAGGGAUUCGGUGCCGCAAAUGCUGGUUCUUCCUAUCUGCGAAGAAGAUGGCGUCGACGCUUCUGGUGCAGGAGCUUUGCAGCAGCUUAUCAGUGAUUGUACCCCUACUGCCAUUUCCAAUGGUGAAAAGCGCUUUCUUGAUCCUACUUUUUGCAAAGGCGGGACGCUGAGGCCUGCUCGCUUCGCCACUACUUUCCAUCCUGUGGAUUUUGGUAUUCUUGAUGAAAUUGAGAAACAGCUGCUUCCGUCUUUCGACGUUGGUGCUAGCAGGAACUUGAUCGCAGAUCUCUGGAAGCUGAAUGUCUACUCCAGCCCCGAUGGCUUCUUCAAGAAGCACUUCAGUAUCCCCUGCAGUGAUAAUCAAUUCGGCUUGCUCGUAGUGUGCCUGCCUUCCCGGUUCACCGGAGGGAACCUGUAUGUGCGACACAAUAAGCAGGUUCGCGAUUUGGACUGGAGCCCGGCCAGUUCCUCGACUAUCCAGUGGGCUGCCUUCUAUGAUGACUGCGAGCUUGAGAUUUUGCCUGUUACCGGGGGUGAAUGCAUCACUCUAACCUACGGUCUCUAUGCUGUAGAUGCUGGCGUGCGAUAUGUCCAUCCUAGAUCAUCCCUCACGCCAUGCAUGCAGCCACUUAAGGCGGCGGUGAUGAAUAUAUUGGGGAGCCCUGACUUGAUUAGUCAAGGUGGCAUCCUCGGGGCCUUCUGCUCCUACGCCUAUCCCGCCUCAGAGAGCAUUGCACAUGUGCUAAAAGACGGCGAUUAUCUUCUCUACUCAGCCUUCAAGUCCUGUGGCCUAGACACCUUCGCGCUGGCUAUUUCUAGUACCGGGGACUGGUAUGCUACUAUUUUGGAGCGCGCACAAUCCAAGAACAUCCCCAUUCAGAAUGAUGAGAAGAACAAGACUGCCAAAGCGGUGGCAAGUGAGGCUUGGCCAUGCAUUACUUUGCCAGGGGUGACGUGGGUGAAUGAACAGAACGAGGAUAUUCUCGCGCUCUGCAAUAACCCUCGUGACACCGGAGCUGCUUCUUCUUCUGAACACGGCAAAGACAUUCAUAGGCCAACAAAACGGAGAAAAAUUGACCAGUCGAAGACCCCAUGGUACGUGGAUGGCGCUAUUCUCGCUGUGAUUCCGCCGUGGGGGGUACGAUUGUAG